AUGUCCGACCUCCCUGAAAUGCAGUACCGCUUCCUCGGCCGCACGGGUCUGAAGGUCUCGGUGAUUUCCCUCGGCGGGUGGCUCACCUUCGGCGGGCAUGUGGGGAACGAAACCGCGUUCGAGUGCAUGAAGGCUGCGUACGAUGCUGGAGUCAAUUUCUUUGAUACGGCUGAGGGAUACGCCGGCGGGCAGUCGGAGGUGGUGUUCGGCGAGGCGAUCAAGAAGUAUGGAUGGAAGCAGAAUGACCUGGUGAUUUCUACCAAGCUCUACUGGGGCCAAGCCAACGGCGUCAACCCCAAUAAACCCCUCAACAAUACCGGCCUCUCUCGGAAGCACAUCAUCGAGGGCAUGAACCUAUCCCUGAAGCGCCUGGACCUCCCAUACGUGGAUAUCGUGUAUGCCCAUCGCCCAGAUCGCGACACACCCAUGGAAGAAGUUGUUCGCGGAUUCAACCAUCUGAUUUCCACCGGCAAGGCCUUCUACUGGGGAACCUCGGAGUGGACGGCGAGCGAGAUCUCCGACGCAUGGCGGAUCGCCGACCGUCUCGGCCUCGUUGGUCCCGUCGUCGAGCAGCCGCAGUAUAACCUGCUGGCGCGCGAGAAGGUCGAGCGCGAGUACCGCUGGCUCUACGAGGCGCAUCACGGAUUGGGGCUGACGGUGUUCUCGCCUCUGAAGGGCGGUGUGCUGACGGGCAAGUACAAUGACGUCGAGGGGGCCCCUGAGGGUUCGAGACUGGCGCAGUCGCAGGACAAGUAUGUGCAGGGUCUGCGCAAGACGCUGGGCGACGAGACCUGGAAGCGCCAGCUGGACCAGGUUGCCGCGUUGCGGCCGAUUGCGGAGGAGCUGGGUAUCUCGACAGCGCAGUUGGCGCUUGCCUGGAUUCUGAAGAACCCGAAUAUCUCGUCGAUGAUCACUGGUGCGUCGCGGCCCGAGCAGGUCCUCGAUAACAUCCGCGCACUGGCUGUUGCGGACAAGUUGACGGACGAGGUGAUUGAGAAGAUUGAGAAGGCCGUGGGCAAUAAGCCUACUGCUGAGCCUCGGCGGUUCUAA
Messenger RNA from Penicillium lagena, 1050 nucleotides. RefSeq lists its product as uncharacterized. Lineage: Eukaryota; Fungi; Ascomycota; Eurotiomycetes; Eurotiales; Aspergillaceae. The transcript is spliced from 3 exons. The record is from RefSeq and is a predicted model, not a curated record. Bases 1 to 1050 code for a protein of 349 amino acids.